UGAGUGACAUGACCCAGGAUGGAGUGUGUAUGACAGUGAUCGGUAUGUACAGGAGAGGAGUGUGGAGUUUGGGUAUGACAGUGAUCGGUAUGUACAGGAGAGGAGUGUGGAGGUAUGACAGUGAUCGGUAUGUACAGAGAGAGGAGUGUGGAGGUAUGACAGUGAUCGGUAUGUACAGGAGAGGAGUGUGGGAGUAUGACAGUGAUCGGUAUGUACAGGAGAGGAGUGUGGAGGUAUGACAGUGAUCGGUAUGUACAGGAGAGGAGUGUGGAAGGUAUGACAGUGAUCAGUAUGUACAGGAGAGGAGUGUGGAGAGUAUGACAGUGAUCGUAUGUACAGGAGAGGAGUGUGGAGGUAUGACAGUGAUCGUUAUGUACUUGGAGACGGAUGUGGACGGUAGACAUGAUCGGUAUGUACAGGAAGGAGUGUGGGAGUUAUGUACAGUGAUCG
Staurois parvus is the source of this 450-nucleotide messenger RNA. The record is from the annotation of a GenBank genome assembly. NCBI's taxonomy places the organism in Eukaryota, Metazoa, Chordata, Amphibia, Anura, Ranidae.